This is a messenger RNA of Apis mellifera (honey bee), 1717 nucleotides long. RefSeq names its product U4/U6 small nuclear ribonucleoprotein Prp31 (gene Prp31). Gene Ontology annotation, biological process: spliceosomal tri-snRNP complex assembly; mRNA splicing, via spliceosome. The record is from RefSeq and is a predicted model, not a curated record. Gene Ontology annotation, cellular component: U4 snRNP; precatalytic spliceosome; U4/U6 x U5 tri-snRNP complex. NCBI's taxonomy places the organism in Eukaryota, Metazoa, Arthropoda, Insecta, Hymenoptera, Apidae. The coding region runs from base 93 to 1559 and encodes 488 amino acids. The transcript is spliced from 8 exons.
AUGGCGUAAUAGUAAAUAAUCAAAGUUAUUAAACAGAACAUAUAAAAAAAUAUAUUUAUUUUAAACUUUAAGUAAAUGUUUAUGAAACAAAUAUGUCAUUAGCAGAUGAAUUAUUAGCAGAUCUUGAAGAAAAUGAUAGCGAUCGUAUUGCAGAAGAACCAGAACCGGAUUUUAUUCCGACUUCUGUUUCUAAAACUAUCGAAGAAGAAAUAAAAGUAGCGUCUGUAAGAGAAUUGGCAAAACUUCGUGAUUCUAUUCAAUUACAAAAAGUAAUGUCUCAAAUAGAAAAGUACAGCAAAAUUCCUAGAAAAUCGGCAGAUAUCAUUGGACCUGUUGAGUCCGAUCCAGAAUAUCAACUUAUUGUUGAAGCUAAUAAUAUGGCUGUAGAUAUUGACGAUGAAAUAGCUACUAUACAUCGAUUUACAAGAGAUAAGUAUUCUAAAAGAUUUCCAGAAUUGGAAUCUUUAGUUGUUGGUCCAUUGGAAUAUGUAAUGACAGUUAGAGAACUGGGAAAUGAUUUAGAUAGAGCAAAGAAUAAUGAAACAUUACAACAAUUUCUUACUCAAGCAACAAUUAUGGUUGUUUCAGUUACUGCUUCAACAACACAAGGACAAUUAUUAACAGAAGAAGAAAAAGAGGCUAUUUGUGAAGCUUGUGAUAUGGCAGUAGAAUUGAAUAAUUGCAAAUUAAAAAUAUUUGAAUAUGUCGAAAGUAGAAUGGCAUUUAUUGCACCAAAUCUUUCAAUAAUAGUGGGUGCAUCUACAGCAGCAAAAAUUAUGGGUGUUGCAGGAGGAUUAACGAAACUUUCAAAAAUGCCAGCUUGCAAUGUUCUAGUUUUGGGAUCUCAAAAAACCACAUUAUCUGGAUUUUCUCAAGUAGCAACUCUUCCUCAUACUGGAUUUAUAUACUAUUCUGACAUCGUACAAGAAACACCACCAGAUUUACGAAGAAAGGCGGCAAGACUUGUAGCAGCGAAAAGUAUGCUAGCUGCUCGAGUUGAUGCGUGUCAUGAAAGUACAGACGGCCAUAUCGGUCAAAUGUUCCGCGAAGAGAUUGAGAAAAAACUUGAUAAGCUUCAAGAACCACCUCCUGUAAAAUUUGUGAAACCUUUACCAAAACCUAUCGAUCCCGGACGUAAGAAACGUGGUGGUAAACGUGUAAGAAAAAUGAAAGAACGUUAUGCUAUUACUGAAUUUAGAAAACAUGCAAAUAGAAUGAAUUUUGCCGAUAUUGAAAAUGAUGCCUAUCAAGAAGAUCUUGGUUAUUCACGAGGAACAAUUGGCAAAGCAGGAACUGGUCGUAUCCGAUUACCACAAAUUGAUGAAAAAACAAAAGUACGAAUAUCAAAAACACUUCAAAAAAAUUUGCAAAAACAACAACAAUGGGGUGGUAGUACAACAGUUAAGAAACAAGUUUCCGGUACAGCAUCAAGUGUUGCAUUUACUCCAUUACAGGGCUUAGAAAUUGUAAAUCCACAAGCAGCAGAAAAGAAAGUAAAUGAAGCUAAUGCUAAAUAUUUUUCAAAUACAGCUGGAUUUUUAAAAGUGAAAAAGACAUGAUAAAAUUGUACAUAAUGUAAAGUAUAAUAUAUCAUUAAUUAAGUAAAUUUUAACUAUAUAUAUUUGCUUUUAUAAAAGUUAUACACGUUUUAUUUAUAUAUAUUAAUGUAUUCUUAUAUCAUUGAAAUAAUAAUGAAAUAAUAAUUAUUAUAAUAUGC